This is a messenger RNA of Linum trigynum, 11531 nucleotides long. NCBI's taxonomy places the organism in Eukaryota, Viridiplantae, Streptophyta, Magnoliopsida, Malpighiales, Linaceae. The record is from the annotation of a GenBank genome assembly.
AUAUAAGAUUAAGAUACUUAAUUAUUUCCCAACAACUCAAGUUUCUGCAAUCAAUUGAUUCUAAACAUGAUAGCAAAGUGCGAUUAGACUCAGAGUUCACAUUAUCUCGAUUAUCAAGGGAUUGGACCUGGAAAGCUCGUCAUCACUUUCAUAUUUGCAGUUUGGCAAAGAGCGGAGAAAGCUUUUAUAAAUUAUUUGAGCCUCCAUUUCUGAACUUUCAAUUUUCUGUCUCCGCCCGUCAACUUUUCAUAGUUGGGCGGCUGGUGAUAAGAGUUUUCAUUUGUUUAAGGACCAGCCAUGGUCCUUGCUGGCCUGGGUGAUUACAUCAGCAGGUGGUGGGUCCUCUUUCCACCGUCCACAUCAUCAGUUUGCUGUACCUAAGCGGACCGACCGUCCACGUCAGCUAGCUUUGGAUGGCUCUCUUUCAGCGGGAGAAGUCAUACCUCAUUCAAACUCUAUUGGCUAUUAGGAUAUGAUCGGAUUCAAUAGUGUACAAAGUUAUUUUAAAUAAAUUAUUCUUUGAAGAAUCGUUUCCUUGUAUAAAUUAUAAGUUUAGUGAAUAAAUUUUAUUUCAGGUGAAACACUUGUGUAGUGGAUAUAUUAUGAAUUCUUGUAAAGUCUUUUUAUCGUGAUUUUGUUAGAGGGUUUGUGUUCCACUUCCUUGAAUUCGUUUAUUGUUUUCUGUAUCUAGUAUUUAUCCAACUUUGUGUUAAUAGCGACACAGUUUGAUAAUUGGUACCAAUUAUCAAACUGUGUCGCUAUUAACACAAAGUUGGAUAAAUACUAGAUACAGAGAACAAUAAACGAAUUCCGUACCAAUUAUCAAACUGUGUCGCUAUUAACACAAAGUUGGAUAAAUACUAGAUACAGAAAACAAUAAACGAAUUCAAGGAAGUGGAACACAAACCCUCUAACAAAAUCACGAUAAAAAGACUUUACAAGAAUUCAUAAUAUAUCCACUACACAAGUGUUUCACCUGAAAUAAAAUUAUGGUGGCUACUUCGGUGCACUCGCUUUUUUGGGUGCAUUCAGUGCACCCACCUCUAAAAGUGGUCAUAAUACACCAAAUUUUGAAAUUUAAUGGGUAGCAUUAGUCUCAUUUGAUGAUAGAACACAAAAUCACAACUAAUCAACCCAUUACCCUAACCUAUUAACAUUCAUUUUGAAUCUAAACCCAAAAUCCCAAAUUGUAAACCCUAACCCUAACUCUAAAUUCCUAAACCCUGAAUCAUUCAAAUUAAAGUGAAUCUUGAAUGAUUUUUGUACAAAUUCAUGUGGUUCUUGUUCAUCAUACUACAAGGGAUGAUUGACAUCGUUUUCACAUGAAUCGUCUGCUCAGAAUGACGAUUAUGAGGCGGGUGCAUUGAAUGCACCCAAAAAAGUGAGUGCAUCGAAGACAUAACCAUAUAUAUAUAUAUGGUGCACAUGCAAUAUAAGCGACGGAUCUAAGGGGCCGCUCUCGGGCCACAGCCCAGCCCUUCCCUGGAUCCAGAGCUAUUAUAGUCAUUGUAAAUUUUUUGAUUUUAGAAAUUCAUUUCAGUGCUUGUCGGGUUACAGCCCAGUCCUCUCCACCACUUCUUAAAAUGUGGCUCAGUGCUCUACCCUAUCAUGGAUCUGCCACUGUGCAAUAUGAUGGAGAAAUAUAAUAAAUGAGAUGUUAUAAAUUAUAAUAUCAUUAAUAUGGAGCACAUAAAGGAGUGCAUACCGAUGAAUAGCAUAUGUGUAAAACUUAGUAUUAGUAAAAAAUUAAGGUAGUUCUUCAAUUUAGAAGCUUCAUUUACAACCUGUUUGGAUAGACAAAAAAACUCAGUAAUUGGAAUUCCAUUUUCAAUUUUAAUUCCAUAUUUUAUGUUUGGAAGGAUAAGAAGGUUGAGAAAUGAAUUUCAUUUGGGCUAAGUUUUGGGAAUUACAUUUCCUAUCAAAAGUGAUAGGAAUUGGGUUUAUGAAGAUGGAAUUAGUGGGUCCCAUCACUAUUUAUUAUUAUUUUAUUAACCAACUAUCACCCUACUCUUUUUCUCUAUCAUUCAUAUUCCAUUUUCCAAGAUAAAAUAAAUAUAUUAUAUUAUUAAUUAUUGUUAAAAGUGCUAAUCAUUUCUAUAGUUGUAAGAAUUAUACCAAACACUAAAAUUGGAAAUGAAAUUCUAGAAAGAUAUUUAAGUAUGAAUCUAAUAACAUUUACUAACCACAACAAUACACAAAAAUAUUGCCAAUUAAGCAUUGUGAUGACUCAUUUAAUUAAACUAUCAUACUUAGAACAUUAAUCUAGCUUAAGAACACCUAAUUGCGUGACCUAACCCACGGUGGCCAGCCAGCCAGCCAGCCAGCUAAUGGUCCUGUUGGAUUAUGUCAUGCCAAGAAGAUUCUUCUGAAAAACUGCGUGCUAAAUUGCUAUCUGGUAUAUAUAUAUCAUCAUCACAAGUUUUGUCAGCUUUAGGGCAAAAUCCAUAGUGUUAUUAUAUGAAUGGCUUCAAGUUUUCUUAUGGGGAUUCAUUGCUUUUAGACUAAUUUAUUAGGCUAAUUAAUCUUCAAUUUGGAAUGUUUCCUCUACCUAAUCCAUCACCAUCUAGUGACAAGCUAAAAUUUUUCACUAGUUUAUCCAAUCUUUAGUUUCAUCAUAUUUUGUUAGGUAUUGUGUAAAUUUAUUUUUCUAAUCAAAUAACUAUCAAAAUACUAGAACGAUGAUACACAUUUUGGUCUAAUUGCGAGACAAAACUCGCAAUACACGUAGUUAACUUAUACUAUAUAUACAGUAAUAACCUGAGUAAAUCGACGUACUGAUAACGAAACUUACUAGCACUGAUCCUACUUACUAGUAGAAUCUUAGGGUUCAAAUAAACACCACUUGCCACCAUACUAAAUCACUCAUCCCCAAUUAUAAUCUCAUUGAUGAGGAAUACCAAACACUUAGGUUUUGAAAGGUACAAGGCAAUGGCUUCUUCUAAAUUGGGAGAAAGCCAUCAAUAUACCUUGAAAAAUCAAAACUCUCCCUAUAAAAGCAUCAAAAUCUAUAGACCCAUUAAGAAAAUGACUUGUAAGAGGAAAAAGUAAGAAGAAAGGAUAAAGAAUCCCACACGACAACUUUCCUUACCCCUACAGUUCUUGGGACAUCCUUUCUGUCUGCCAAAGAGCAUAACCAUGCCAUAAGAGUAAUUAUGGGCUACUUCUUUUUCACUAUUAACCAUUAAUCAAUGCUUAGUAGUGAAAGGCUACAUUCCAAGUUCUUACUAAAUAAGAUGAAUGAUAUAAUAGUAACCAGAGUAUGGUAUAAGCUAUAUUGAUCUUUGGUUGACCAAGAUGUGAGAGGUGUGAGUGUUAAAGCAAAUUUUUCGUACAAAAAUUUAGCGAAAGAGUCAACUUACAAAAUUGAUAAAUUAUCCUCUAGAAGAUAAGGGAUAUAGUCAAAUAAACUCGACCUCAUGUAUCUUUGUUUUGCUUUUCGAGAACAUGUACCUAUUGCAUAAGAUAAAUUAUCUCUAGAAAACUCAAAUUAUUGACGAAUACACAACUCAAUACGCCAUAAUAAUAUUUGGUUGAUAAAAUAACUGAGUAUUAAAUGAAUUGACUAAAUGGUGAUUACAAAAUUACUCUUCCUUGUGAGAUACCCAUGUAUAAGAAAGAACCUAGCUUUAUCAUCCCUCAUGAUUAUUGAUCUCUUGCUAAAAGGUUAUGUUGUUUGUGAUUUGCCACACACAAAGAUGAAUACACUAAGGCAAGAAGGAAAAGGAAGGGGACUGUGAGGCCAUGUGAGGGGGUCAAUGAGUAGGGACCAAUUUCCAUAUCUUGCCAACUCACAAAUGCAUUAACAAGCAUGAUAUCCCAAGUGGCAAUUUUGUCACCCUCUUGCCCUCCUCUCACUUGUUAAUAUAGAGCCAUUAGUGCAGCCAACUAAACCAAACCUUCUCUCUUCCCACACUUUCCACUUUCUGCAGGUUCAUAGCUCAGCAGCCUCUCUCUAUCUCUCCCUACCUUACUCUUCAUGUUGAAGAACAGCUGCCAGAGAUCAAAAGGGUCAGCAUCUUUGAGAGGAUCAACUAGGAAAACUUUAGUUUGGAGAAAAAAUGGCAAGUAGUGAAGUUGAGAAGAUCAUAGAGCCUGUGUCCAUAACACAGGAAGUACAAGGGGUGAAGAGUUAUCUGACACCAGAAGUAGAAGCUGCUGUGGUUAGCUUGGCGAAAUCAGCAGCAGAAGGGAACAGCAGCAGCAUCCUGGAGGUGCCUGAGGGUCAAGCUGACGAGCCAAUCGCAGCGAAAAGCCAUCAGGUUCAGCAUGACAGCAUCGAAGAAGCUGGUCCAGAUGCUGUGGUGGAAGAUCGGGUUUCACCUGGCACAGAAGCCCCUGAACAGAUCAGCACGCCUGAGAUAUGUUUAGUGCAAAAUGAAGGUGCAGCUCCAGAAACGUGCCUGGAAAAUGGAAGCAAGGAUCAUGACUUAAGCUCUGGAGUUGAAGUUAAGGAAUUAGAGGUUGAAAAUGAAGAGGCCACCAAAAGCGACAUGGCUUCGUCAGUGGAAAAUGAAGUGGUUGAGAAAGGAAAUGUAGCAGUGGAGGCUAGUCUGCAGGAUGAAGAGAAGCCAGCACAUCCUGAUGAUGUCAAGGAUGAAGGAGUUUUAGUGCAGGAAAAGAGCUCUAUUGCAAUAGAAGGAAACGAGAUAGCUGAAAGUGCAGUAGAAGCUAAAAUCUCCAAUGAUAAACAUGAAGAAGUAGUGCCAGCGGAAGCUGAAACUGCGGUGGAGAAAACUUUGCAUUCAGAGUCUCAUGAAGAAGCAAAUAAACAGAAUGAAGCAGCUGUAGAAACUGAAAAGCACAUUGAGAUAGCUGAAAGUGCAGAAGAAUCUAAAAUCUCCAAUGAUAAACCUGAUGAAGCAGUGCCAGCGGAAGCUGAAACUGUGAUGGAGAAAACCUUGCAUCCAGAGUCUCAUGAAGAAUCAAAUAAUGAGAAUGAAGCAGCUGUAGAAACUGAAAAGCACAUUGAGAGUGAGACUAGAGAGUUAGAACCAGCAGUUGCAGAAUUGGUCACAAAGAGUGCUGAAAGUGAAACAGAGGCAGAGAAACAAGAACAGGUUGAUGAACCAGAUUCUAAAGAAGCUCUGGAGAUCCAUAAUUGUGGGGCAAGCAAAGAAGUAGUUCAAACAGAAGAAGCAUAUGAUGCAAAGACACCUGAACUGGAAACCAAGAGUAAUCAUGAUGAUACUGUGAACAAGGAAGGGAGCUCCAAGGAAAUGACCACAGUAUCUGAUGAUGACAAAGUAGAAGAGCCUGUCAAAGAAAGCACUGUUGAGGACUUGCAAAUUGAUGAUCAGAGUGCUAGCAAAGAAGACAUUGCUACUCCAGUGAAAAGUGACGUGGCAGAGAAGGAAAAUGCUGGACAAAUCGGUGUGCAGGAAGAAGAGAAAGCAGCAGACUUUGCUGAUGUCAGAGAUAAUGAAGUUGUUCUGCAAGAAAAGACAUCUAAUGUAACAGAAGUAAAUGAGACAGCUGAAAGUGCAGAAGCCAAAAUCUCUGAUGAUAAACCUGAUGAAGCCGAGAAAGUGGAAUCUGAAACUGUGGAGAAGAAACCCCUACAUUCAGAGUUUCAAGAAGAAGCAACCUAUCAACAAAAUGAAGCACCUGCAGAAACUGAAAACCAUAUCGGCAGGGAGUCAUCUGCAGGAGAGCCAAUAACUGCAGAAUUGGUCACAAAGAAUGGUGAAACAGAUGCUGAGAAACAAGAAGAGAUUGUUCAACCUGAGUCUAGCGGAACUCCAAAGGUUCAUCAUGAUGCUGAAGCAAGCAAAGAAGAAGUGGAAGUUCAGACAAAAGAAGAAACAUCUGAUGCACAGAAAACUGAGCUGGAACCCAAGAGUAAUGAAGAUGAUACUGGAAAGGAGAUAAAAACAAAUCCAACACUUGGUAUUGAUGAGGCACCAGAAAAACUGACUGUGAGGAGUGAAGACCCGACUAUUCACAUUGUAGAAAAAGAGGUAGAAAUACAGAAAGAAGAGAUCUCUAAGGAAGAUGUGAAGGGAGAUGAUGCAGUUGAUGUUAUAGAAGAGCCUGUCAUAGAAGACACUGCUGAGGAAAUCAAGAUCGAUGAUCAUAGUGACAGCAAAGAGAUCAUUGAGGAGGCCGAAAGAGUUGAUUCUAGUGUGGAAGAGCCAGAGAAGAAUGAGCAAAGCCCUGAAGUAAUAUUAGAGACUCCUCCUGAUGGAGAAAAGGAAGGUCAGGAAAACAAUGAGAAGGAAGAACAGAAUACUGAAGGAGUUGAAGACGAGGACGUGCCAAAGAAGAAUGAAAGUUUUGAAGCUUCUGAGGAAACAAUUGUGUUAGGAGUUGCUUCACCAGACGAUAAGAAAGAAGAGGCUGAAGGAAUCAACAAGGAGACAGCUGAAACAGUUGAUGAACCUUCCCCCCCAAGUCAGGGUCAUGAAAGCUGUGACUCAACUGUUCAGAUUUCUGUGGAAAAGGAAGAAGGAAGUGUGGACAGUGAAACCCUUGGUCGGUCAGUUGAAUCUAAUGUGAAUAGUAAUGGACUGGAAGAAGUUGAAGAGAUCAGCAAUAAGGAGACAUCAAAGGUGGCAGAAGAAGUAGAAAAGUUGGUUAUUCCAGUAUCUUCAUCUGAAGCUGAGGUGAAUUCCUCAACUAAAAUGAAUGAUGAUGUUGCUGAAGAGAAGACAUCGAUUCCUAAAGAAGAUGACAAGGGAGAUCUCCCCAAUGAAAGCCAUGCAACAGAUACCACUGAGCAAAUUCCAGUUGAAGACAUUCAGAAAGGUGAAGAGACUGUUGAACACUCAAAUAGAGAGGUAUUGGAACAGUCUGAAACUGCUGCAAAAGUUGACAGCAGUAGUACUCCAGAUGAUACAGAACAGAAUGGUGAAGCUGUUGCCAUUGAAAAAGAUCCAAUUUCAGUGAGUAACCAUGAGACAGAACAGAAUGCUGAAACCAAAAAUGAAUCAGAAAAUUCCGUGGAGGAGCCAAUGCAAGAGCCUGUCAAAGAAGGCAUAGUUGCGGACUUAGGAGUUGAUGAUGCAAGUUCUUGCAAAGAGAUAGAGCAAAAUGAGAAAUGUCCUGAGGCUGCAUUGCAGACUUCUACUGAAGGAGAAAACCUCGAGGCUUUACCGAUGGAGGAAGAGGAGACUGAGAAAGGAGAAACAAAGAAUGAUGGAAUUGCAGAAGAGGAAGUGGAGAAUAAGACUGAACAGGGAGAAACUGUUGAAAGGGCGAUUGAGGUUCCUCAGGUUGAUUCCGAGGAUGCAGAAGUGGUCCAAGAAGGCAGUGGAGGACAUAGUGUACAUGAGACUGAACAAAAACCAAUCAUUGAAGCUUCCGAGGAAAGCAACGUUGUUCUUACUCCACAAGAUUUACCAGAAGAUGAUAAGAAAGAAGAGGUUGUGGAAAGCAACAAGGAAGCUACUGAAACAGUUGAUGAACCUGAAACUGCAACUCAGGAUCAUGGAAGCCUGGAAAGUGAAUUCUUUGGAGUAGAGGAAGUUGCAGAGAUCAGCAAGGAGGCACCCAAAACUGGAGAAGUGACAGAAAAAUCUGAGGUAAUUUCUUCAAGCAAAGUGGAUGAUGUUGUUCAAGAGAAGGUAGAUAUACCAGAAGAAGAAAGCCAUGCAUUAGAGUCCAUUGAGCCAAGUCCAAUUGAGGACUUGCAUAAAGAUGAACAAAAAGUUGAGCUCUCCAGUGAAGAGGUUUUGGAACAGUAUGAAACUGCUGCAGAAGUUGAGAGCAGCAGUACUGCACAUGAGACAGAACAAGAUGAUGAAGUUGUCACUGAAAUAGCUUCAACCAUAGAAGUCAAAACUGAGGUACCUGAGACAGAUGAGAUCAUCGAGAAGGAAACACUGAAAGGUGAAGAAGUUGAAAGUGUGCUGCAAGAGGAGAAAGAACAAGAGACAAGAACUUCAGCAGAAGAGAAUCCUGAAGAGCUAGUCACCGAACACGAAAUCACUAUGAAGGAUCAACCUACGGAAGUUAGUGGAGAAAUCCAAACUAAAGAUGAUGAGUUACCGGUGGUUGAAAAAGAAGUGCCUGAGAUUAUUCAAUCUGGUGAUGAGUACAAAGAAUUAGAGAAUACCAUGGAAGAAAAAGAAGAGUCUACCAAAGAAAUUCAAGAGCCUGUAGUGGUCGAACCGGUGUUAGGAGAGGAAGGAGAGAAGGAAGGCGUUUCUGAAGAGAAAGAAUCAGUUGAGCCAGAAGCAGUGGAGGCCAUAGAUACCACAAAACAAGGAAAUCUGAUAGAAGAGGUGAAAGAAUCCAUCUCAUCAACAGAAUCUGAUACACCAACAGGCUCCAAUGAACAAACAGAAUCUGUAGCUGCCAUUAUCCAAGCUGCACCGACACUGGACAAAGAGACAUUGGUCGAAGAAACAACAGUAGAUGAGAAUACAAUGGUUAAAGGAACUGAGAAGCCAUUGGUGGCUUCUUCAGCUACUGCAACAGUUGAAGAUUCUGAAGGAACAUCAAAGGAGGAAACUAUAGAGGAAGAUUAUGAGGAAAGGAAGCAGAUUUCUGAUGAAUUUGGUGAAUCCAGACUUCCUGCAGCAGGAAUUCUGGAGUCUGCAGCAAUGCAAGAGGAAGAAGUGAAAGGCAACGUUGAAUCGGUAGUUGCAGAGAGUGAGGCUAUCCCAGAGAAGCUAACAGAGGAGAAACAUGUGGUACAAUCUUCAGAAUUACCUUCCCAUGAAGAUGAUCACGAGGAAAAGAAGCAGCCUUUUGAUGAAGUUUGCGAAUCCAGACUUCCUGCAGCAGGAAUCCUGGAGUCUGCAGCAAUGCAAGAGGAAGAAGUUAAAGGCAAUGUUGAAUCAGCACUUGAAGAAAGUAAGGCUGUACAAGAGCAGCUACCAGAAGAGAAGCAUGUGGUAAAAUCUUCAGAAGUCCCUGCCCAUGAAGAUGACUAUGAAACCAAAGCUGUGAUUGAGAAUACAGAAGAAGAGGAAACCAAGAAUGUGUUGGUUUCACAACCUGACACUCCACAUGAUCCUUUGGAGCUCCAGACAAUAAAAGACACUUUUCCGAAAGAGAUGCAGCCUAGGGAGUUUGAAUCUGAAGCAAGCACAGAGAACAAGCCGGUUGAAGAACAGGACAAGGAAGAGGGAGCUUCACAAACAGUUGAAGAACAAAUCAAUGAAGCAUCUGAAGGUGUUGAAACCACAACUGAAGACAAACUAACUGAUGAGAAAUCCAUCAAGGAGGUGAAAGCGGAAGAGCAGCAUCAGGAAGAGCCUCCUUCUUUGCUUGAAAAGGAGGAAGAGGAGAAGGAAAGCUCAAUUGAAACGGAGGAAGUGAAGGAUGAGUUACCUCAAACUGAACCAGAAACCGAAGGAGAGUCAUGCUCACAGGAGCAGUUGAAAAGCCCUGAAGAUGCAGUGAAAGAAGAAGUUUCUGUUUCAGAUGAGAUGGAUAAAAAGCAAGAAGCUUCAGAUUCCACUGGGAAUGAAGCAGUUAAAGAUGAUGAAGUUCCAGCAGCUGAGGCUCUCCCUGAAGAACCUGAAGUUCUGCAAGAUGAGCCAAAACAUACAGAAGAAGAAUGCAAGCCAGAAGAGGUUGAAAAGGAAAAUCAGGUGAAAGAUGAAGUGGAGGCUCUAGUUGAACAAGAUAAUGUGGAGAAACAAGUUUGGAAGAGUGAUGAUAUUUCAGGAGGUGAAACUACUGCAACAACUGAAGAUACUUCUAGUGGAAUAUCAGAAGACAAGUCAAAACAGGCAGAAGAAGAGCCUGUAGAGCAGCAAGAGGCUCGAGAGCUGGAUGUUACUACGCAAGUGGAUCCUCAGGUUGAAGAAGAUGUACAGGAAUACGAUGAAGUACAGAAGGGAGAUGAUGCAGCUGUUGCUACUGAAGAAACAAAAGAAGUUUCUGCCUUGACUACAAUUGCAGGAGAAGCAAUCAGGCCAGUAGAGCAAGUUUCAAGGGAGUUUCAAGUCUCUGAGUUGGAGCCCGAAGUUGAAAAGGGAUCACAGGAAAGUGAAGGAUCUGCAAUUACUGAAGAAACUGAAUUAGUUUCUCAGGAUACUAAACCUCUCGACGAAAAUGAAACUACUCAACCUGAGAAUUCCCCUGUUGAGAAACUAGAAGAGGAGCAUCAUGAAGUAUUAGAAACAAGCAAACCCGUAGAAGAAACAUUGAACGAAGCCAAAGAGAUGGAAGAUGAGGCAUCCUUAAUAAAGGAAGAGCCCAUUGUUGGCCAACAGAAAGAAGGACAAGAAGAGAAAGAAGAAGCUUCUGAGCCUGCGUCCAAUUUUGAGUUUCCAGGCUUUAUACAACCUAAGGAGCUUGAACAACAAGUCACCACAGAAUGCCCAUCUGGAAGUGAAGAAAUCAAAGUAAAACAGGAAAAAACAGUUGAUAUCAACACUGUCAUAAAUAAAGAGACUCUGAAUUCUGCAUCAGAAGGUAGUUCCCAGGCGGUCAUCACCAAACCGGUGGAUAAUGCUGUCAAUGAAAAUCAACCAGAGGGAUCCGAAGCUGAGCUGGCUAUCAAGGAAAAGGAGAUUAUCCAGGAGAGCAAACCAGAAAGUGAACAGAAGGCUGAAGGAAUUCCUGAAGAAGAGAUUGAACCUAAAGAAAGCGGAAAUGAAGAGGUCAGCCGUGAGAAGGAGAGCAUUCCAAGUGAAUGUGAUGUGAAGAUUGCUGAAGAAGAAGCUAAAGUGAAAACUGAAGAGCGCAAAGCAGAAGCCACAACUCUGAUUGAUAAGGAACUAUGCACAGAAAUAUCACAAAGAGAUCUUCCAGUGGAACUUGUGGAAGAAGCCACUUCUGAGAAGCAGAUUUCAACUGAAGCAAAACCAAGUGCAGCCGAUGAGACAAUCAACCCAGCCAAAGUCUCACUGUUUGACAUGAUGGCAAAAUCCACAAGAGAAAGGCAAGUGGUUCUUGAACCGACAGAAGAGAAAGAACCACAGCCAGCAGUAACAAGAGAUGAGACCAAAGCAGCUGAAGCACAACCAGAGAAAGCGAAAUCGGACAAUGAGAAGGAACACGACGAAGAACACGAAGCAGAGGAACAGGAUGAAGGUGAGGACCAGCAUAAGAACGACUCAGGGUCUGAUGGUAUGGUGAUUGUAGAAGCCAGCAAGGAAGCCGAGGUGAAAGUGGUUACUACUCCUCAGAAGAAGUCCCACAACAUACUAUCAGAAGUUGGGUCCAAAGUGAAGCACUCAAUUUCCAAGGUAAGGAAAGUGAUCACAGGCAAGUCCUCUCAUCAAUCAAAGCAGAAAUUUCAUGAGCAAAAUUCACCAAAGUAAAGCAGAAAUGUUCUUGGUAGCUACAUUGGCAAGUUAGAGAGCAAAGAUAGUGCAUAUAGGUUUUGUAAUGAGAGGUUCAUUUUUUUUCUUUUCUUCUUGUGAGUGAUUGAUCGAGAUUGAGUGUGGUGUGAGUGUGCAUAUAGGCAUGUUGAUUGUAAAGUUUUCAACUUUAUGAAGAUUUCUAGGUUUGUAUAGAGUUGGCUACAUGGCUGACAAUCUUUAUCUUUAUUUUUCUUUCUAUACUGGUAUGGGUGUGUAAUGGGGAUUGAAAGUUUUAGUCUUUAUGAUCCUGAAUAAUACCCUUUUGCGCAA